Messenger RNA from Cydia amplana, 2758 nucleotides. Its product is annotated as cytoplasmic aconitate hydratase-like. Gene Ontology annotation, biological process: tricarboxylic acid cycle; citrate metabolic process. The transcript is spliced from 22 exons. The record is from RefSeq and is a predicted model, not a curated record. Bases 3 to 2678 code for a protein of 891 amino acids. Gene Ontology annotation, cellular component: mitochondrion; cytosol. Gene Ontology annotation, molecular function: aconitate hydratase activity; 4 iron, 4 sulfur cluster binding; iron-responsive element binding. NCBI's taxonomy places the organism in Eukaryota, Metazoa, Arthropoda, Insecta, Lepidoptera, Tortricidae.
CCAUGGCUGGUCCCAACCCCUACAGCAACCUUCUCCGUACGGUGGAAGUCCACGGCAAGACCUAUAAGUAUUACGAUGUGGCCUCGUUCGGCGAUAAAUACAACCGGCUCCCAUACAGCAUUAGAGUGCUGCUCGAGUCAUGUGUACGCAACUGCGACAACUUCCAGGUGUUAGAGAAGGACGUCAACAAUGUGUUAGAGUGGGAGAAAAACCAGGCCGUGGAAGGUGGAGUGGAGAUCGCUUUCAAACCCGCCAGGGUGAUAUUGCAGGACCUGACAGGGGUGCCAGCGGUGGUAGAUUUCGCGGCGAUGCGCGCCGCCGUGCGCGAGCUCGGUGGCAACCCUGACAAGAUCAACCCCAUCUGCCCCGCCGACCUGGUCAUCGACCAUUCCGUGCAGGUCGACUUCGCUAGGACACCCGAUGCUUUGAACAAAAACCAGGAAUUGGAGUUUGAAAGAAACAAGGAGAGAUUCCAGUUUUUGAAGUGGGGUGCGCAAGCUUUCGACAACAUGUUGAUCGUGCCACCAGGAUCUGGCAUAGUCCACCAGGUCAAUUUGGAAUACUUGGCCCGCGUGGUAUUCUCCAAAGACAUACUGCACCCAGACUCCGUGGUCGGCACCGACAGCCACACCACUAUGAUUAACGGACUUGGCGUCGUCGGCUGGGGUGUUGGAGGUAUCGAAGCGGAGGCAGUAAUGUUGGGCCAGGCCAUCAGCAUGCUGCUGCCGAAGGUGGUCGGAUACCGCCUCAUCGGGGAACUGAACCCGCUCACCACUUCUACUGACCUAGUGCUCACCAUCACCAAGCACCUCCGCUCGCUCGGCGUAGUCGGUAAAUUCGUGGAAUUUUUCGGCCCCGGCGUGUCUGCGCUCAGCAUCGCGGACCGCGCCACCGUCGCCAACAUGUGUCCCGAGUUCGGGGCAACCGUCGCGCACUUCCCGGUUGACGCUAGAUCACUGCAGUACCUAGCGCAGACUAACCGCACCCAAGAGAAGAUCGACAUCAUCGAGGCGUACCUGCGGGCCACCAACCAGUUCAGGGACUACAAUGACCCCUCACAGGACCCCAUCUUCUCUGAGAUAGUCGAGCUGGACCUGGCCACGGUCGUGACGUCAGUUAGCGGCCCCAAGCGGCCACAGGACCGCGUCUCCGUCUCCAAUAUGAAGAAAGAUUUCCAGGAAUGCCUGAGCAACAAGGUCGGCUUCAAGGGCUACGGGCUGAGCCCGGCGCUGCUGGACACGUCAGCCAGCUUCACGUACAGCGACGGAGCCACGUACAGGAUCCGACACGGAUCCGUGAUCAUAGCGGCCAUCACCUCCUGCACCAACACCUCCAACCCGAGCGUCAUGCUGGGCGCAGGUAUGCUCGCCAAGAAAGCCGUGGAGAAUGGCCUGAGCGUAUUGCCUUACAUCAAGACUUCCCUGUCUCCUGGAUCAGGAGUAGUCACGUAUUAUCUCAGGGAAUCCGGAGUGGUGCCGUACCUAGAGAAGUUAGGCUUCGACAUCGUUGGCUAUGGCUGCAUGACCUGCAUCGGCAACUCUGGACCCAUUGAUGACAACAUCGCUAACACUAUUGAGAAGAACGAGUUGGUGUGCUGCGGCGUUCUCUCCGGAAACCGCAACUUCGAGGGCCGCAUCCAUCCGAACACGCGCGCCAACUAUCUUGCCUCUCCCCUAUUGGUCAUCGCCUACGCUUUGGCGGGAACUGUCGAUAUCGACUUCGAAACGCAACCACUGGGUAAGCGCGCUGACGGUAGCGCGGUGUUCCUACGCGACAUCUGGCCCACCAGGGCCGAGAUACAGGAGGUGGAAAACAAGCAUGUCAUCCCCAACAUGUUCAAAGAGGUGUACGAGAAGAUCGAGGUGGGCUCCCCGUCCUGGCAGGCCCUGGACGUGCCGAAGGGCAAACUGUAUGGCUGGGACCCCAACUCCACAUACAUCAAGAGACCGCCUUUCUUCGAUGGGAUGACCAAGGAGCUGGGUACCAUCAGUGACAUAGAGAACGCCCGAUGCCUGCUGCUGCUCGGCGACUCGGUCACCACCGACCACAUCUCGCCCGCUGGUGCCAUCGCGCGCAACUCCCCCGCGGCGCGCUACCUCGCCGCCCGAGGGCUCACACCUCGCGAGUUCAACUCAUACGGUUCCCGCCGAGGCAACGACGCCAUCAUGUCGCGCGGAACGUUCGCGAACAUUCGGAUCGUUAACAAGAUGGCGCCGGCGCCCGGACCCAGGACCACUCACCACCCCAGCGGGGACCUGAUGGACAUCUUCGACGCGGCUGACAGAUACGCGCAAGAGAAGGUGCCUCUGAUCGCCAUCGUGGGAAAGGACUACGGCUCGGGCUCCAGCCGCGACUGGGCGGCCAAGGGACCCUACCUAUUGGGCAUCAAAGCGGUGAUAGGUGAGUCGUUCGAACGCAUUCACCGCUCGAAUCUUGUGGGGAUGGGUAUCAUGCCGCUUCAGUUCCUGCCCGGGGACUCCGCUGACGGCCUAGGGCUCACGGGGGCGGAGCGCUACAGCCUGAAGGUGCCGAAAGACCUCUCACCAGGACAGCACGUCACUGUACAGGUUGACAACGGCAAGUCGUUCCAAGUGAUCGCUCGCUUCGACACAGAGGUGGACCUCACGUACUUCCGCAACGGAGGAAUCCUCAACUACAUGAUUAGAAAGAUGCUGUAGGCACAUUGCAUAUGUCGCAGCAGUAUGGUUUUGUUGCCUAAAUAAUUACAUAUGUCGCAGCAGUAUGGUUUUUAUAGGAG